GAACAAAGAUACAAAACAGAACUGACGUGCUGACUUAUUUUUCAUUGACAAUAAGUGCUCAUUUUACAUGGCGACCGUGACUUGGUCACGCAUCCCUGCCUGGAGGAAGUAGACCAAGUGAAAAGGAACUUCAUGGCCAACAAAGAGGCCAUGUAUAAUAUACAAUUUGAAAAGGAACUUCAUGGCCAACAAAGAGGCCAUCUAUAAUAUCCAAGUGAAAAAGGAACUUCAUGAUCAACGAGAGGCAUCCCGUAUUCUGACCUACCAAAAGAAAAACGAAUGUGCCCACAGGAUUGCGAAGGCCCACUCGACAGCCCCUUCUGCGAAUAUACGUGCAGACACUGCACAGCCAGCACCUCCAAACAUUACAUUACAACCAACAAAUAAACACCUGUGCGAAGACCAGCACCGGUACCGCCAGCGCAACAAGCUGUGCCAUCGGAAUAAGUGCGAGAGGCACACCGCCACGAGGCGCAUACGAGGGAGCAUCAGCGUGCCACAUCCGGCGACGCCCAGCUGAUGCAAAGUACACAAAAUGCAUUCAUAUAUCAACACAAAUUUGGGAUAGGUCAUGA
Drosophila virilis is the source of this 575-nucleotide messenger RNA. The record is from RefSeq and is a predicted model, not a curated record. Lineage: Eukaryota; Metazoa; Arthropoda; Insecta; Diptera; Drosophilidae.